CCUUCUCCCUGCAAUCCGUGUGAUUAGAAUAAAUAAAGUAAUCUAUACACGGUAAAACUCUUGCGUCCUCCUUGCACCACGACCCCCACAUGCCCCUUGUAGUGAUACACUUGGGUCUUGAGCAGCGGCGUGUCAACGGUCCCCUCCCUUCUAGGGAGCUGGUGCGUAACAAAUGGGGGCUCGUCCGGGAUGCUCUGUUGGCCCGCUGCUGCUGAGAGGAUCUUCUUGUGGUCAGUGAUUGGGGCAUGUACGGCGUGGUGUAAGCGGAGUCGUGUAGCUAGACUGGGUACUGGUUAGUCAGGUUGUGUCGUGUUGCUGAGGUGAAAAAAAUAAAAAUUUGAGUACAGAUGGCUACCCUCACCCUAGCAACUUUCUUGGAGAACCCUACGUUAGGUCUCUUAACGAGAAUGCGCAAGGCAGAGUUAAAAAAGAUAGCUGAACACUACAAGCUACGGAUCAGUGAACAGGCUUUAAAGGCUGAGAUCGUUGAACAAAUUAAGCAUUAUUUAUUGGACCUAGAACAGGCAGGCGUCAUGUCCCUGGACGAGGAGGAUCUCGUAGAGUGUGCAGAGGAAGGGGCCGCCGGCGUCUCCUCUCCCGCAUCGCCGGUGGACAGUGUGGAGCGUAAAGAGGCUCCAGCUCCUUGGACGCUGCCAAAGUUUCUUCCGUUUUCCCCAGUGGCAGGUGGAUCUGAGGUAGGGGAGGUAGACAGGCUGCGUAAACAAAUGGCCCAUCUUCAGGCAGAACUGAAAGACAGAGAGGAGAGAAAAAGAUAUGAUUUUGAGUUGGAACUCCGAAAAAUAGAAGCAGAUAAGGAGGUCAGAAUUAAAAUUAGGCAGAUGGAGCUCGAGGCAGGUGUAGGCGUCUCACCCUCGGGUCCACGUGAGCCGCCUCCAUUUAAGGUGAGCCAAAACGUUCCUAUGGUUCCACCGUUUAGGGAGACCGAAGUAGACCGCUACUUCGUAGCAUUUGAGCGUGUAGCCGUCGCUCUGCAGUGGCCAAAGGAGGUGUGGCCUCUUCUCCUGCAGUGCAAGCUGUCUGGAAAGGGCCAGGAAGUGGUGGCAGCGCUUUCCCUGGAAGACAGUUUGCAGUAUGAUGUGGUUAAAGCAACAGUGCUUAGAGCCUACGAGCUAGUACCUGAGGCCUACAGGCAACGCUUCAGGUCUCAUAAGAAAGUGGGGAGUCGUACAUUCGUGGAGUUUGGUAGGGACAAGGAGUCUCUAUUUGAGCGCUGGUGUGCAGCGAGCAAGGUAACAACUUUGUUGGAUCUGAAAGAGCUCGUUUUAUUAGAAGAAUUCAAGAACCAUUUAUCUGAGCACCUAGUGGUGUACUUGAAUGAGCGGAAGGUAGAGACGUUGACCCAGGCCGCUGUUAUGGCAGACGAAUAUGCUCUGACCCACAAAACUGUGUUUAGUGGGUCUCAUACUGUCGUCCCAUCGGCGUCUCGGGCACGCCGGUCUUCGCCUGACCCCGCCAGAAGACUUACAGAAAAAAGAGAGUGUUUUUACUGUCAUGAAGUGGGCCAUUUGAUUUCAGAUUGUGCAGUUCUGAAAGCAAAGACCUCUCAGUCACCACCCCGCAACAAGAAAAGUGUCGGUCUUAUCCAAUCUACUCCUCGCCUAGACGCUGUUGCUGCGGACGAGAUGGUUGGAGCUGAGCCGGAUCCUAGGUAUGCUCCAUUUGUGUCAGUUGGGAGUGUUUCAAUCACUGGAGAACCAGAGGACCACACUUUAGUCAGAAUCUUACGAGACACCGGUGCAGCGCAAUCCGUAAUCUGUAAAGACGCGUUGCCCUGGUCUGACCUUAAUUACUGUGGAUCUAACGUUCUCAUGUGUGGGAUUGAAACUAACCCCAUUUGUGUACCGUUACACUGGUUGCAUUUAAAGUCAGAGCUCAUUUCAGGACGUUUCCGGGUUGGCGUCGUGCCCAAGUUACCGGUGGAGGGGGUAACUCUGUUGUUGGGUAACGACAUCGCUGGGGGUAGGGUAUCUCCGGUCUUAGAGGUAAUAGAAACACCUGAAACAAAAGAUGCAGAUGUGUUUAUUGUUCAACAGUUUCCACAUGUUUUCCCGGCUUGUGUCCUAACAAGAGCACAGUCCAGGAAGGAAGGGGAGUUGGUGGAUUUGUCGGAUUCUGUCUUUGAGCAGGUUAGGGGUGAGGAACCAAAGCCUGAGGUACCGGCCACACUGCCUAAAAUGAGGGAAGACGUCUGCGCCCUUCAGCUACAGGACGUUCUCCCAUCCUUAGCAGCGGAAAAGCUAAUUGAGUGGCAGAAAGCGGAUACCAGUCUGAGGAAGUGUUUUGAUGCAAUAGAGGCCCCUGGAGAAACGGGCCUGCAGGGUGCUGCCUAUUCAGUGGAGGAGGGAGUUCUAAUGCGCAGUUGGACACCACACAAAACCGGUGAGGACUGGGAUGUUGUUCAGCAGGUAGUUGUUCCUGCGCCGCUACGACCGCAGAUACUGUCAUUGGCUCAUGACCCUGGAUGGGCAGGACAUCUAGGGAUAACAAAAACAUACAACCGAAUUCUCAGGUACUUUUUCUGGCCAGGUUUAAAAUCUGAUGUUGUCAAAUACUGCAGAACCUGUCAUGUGUGCCAACUAAUAGGGAAGGUGAACCAACCUGUUCCUCCUGUGCCACUUCAUCCAAUUCCUGUGAUUGGAGAGCCAUUCGACCGAGUGAUAGUGGACUGUGUGGGCCCACUACCAAAAACACGAGCAGGUAACCAGUACCUUCUCACUAUCAUGUGCAGUGCUACACGGUACCCAGAAGCCGUCCCCCUCCGAACAAUAACGACAAAAACCAUCAUCAAAGCCCUGGUGAAGUUCUUCUCCACCUUUGGACUCCCGAAAGUGAUCCAAACUGACCAAGGUACUAACUUCAUGUCCAAAUUGUUCGCCGCUACAAUGAAGAAUCUGUCUAUCACACAUCAGGUCUCCAGCGCGUACCAUCCAGAGAGCCAGGGGGCUCUAGAGCGCUGGCACCAGACCUUGAAGACGAUGCUAAAGAAAUACUGUGUGGAGACAAAUACUAGUUGGGACGAGGGAGUCCCCUUUGUUCUGUUCGCUGUCAGAGAAACUAUCCAGGAAUCAUUAGGAUUCAGUCCUGCUGAUUUGGUGUUCGGUCAUACACCACGAGGUCCGAUGAAAGUUCUGAAGGAGCACAUGUUAACUGAAGUGUCCAGUAGCACCCCUCGAAAUGUGCUGGACUAUGUUAAUGAGAUGCGGGAGAGGCUGCAUAUGGCGUGCUCAUUGGCCCGAGAGUCCCUCUCUACCUCUCAGGAACGCAUGAAGGUGCAGUAUGACAGAAAGACAAAGGACCGUUCUUUUGUGCCAGGGGAGCAGGUACUGGUUCUCCUACCCGUACCUGGUUCGUCUCUCUCCGCCAGGUUUACUGGGCCUUAUAUUGUCGAAAAAAAAAUAAGUGACACUAACUAUAUAAUUAAAACCCCGGACCGCAGACGCUCCUCCCAUCUGUGUCAUAUCAACAUGCUGAAGUCUUACCGUAAAUGUGACACUCCUGACAUUUCUCCCCAAGGACUGGUUCUGCCCACAUUCACCAGCGUGGCACUAGUGGUGCCCAUACCUGAGGUGGACUGGAAGGAAAACGACGAGGAUGGAUUAGUAACACGCAAUACAUUACAACAGUGUAAACGACUCAACAACCCGGAAAUGCUACAAAAGCUACCGUCCCUAAUGGGACAUUUAGACCAGAGACAAACUGAAGAACUCACCGCACUAAUACAUUCCUUUCUCAAAGUAUUCGGCGAAGUACCAAGCCGCACCUCUGUUUUGGAGCACGACGUAGACGUUGGAAACACUCGACCUAUUCGCCAGCACCCGUAUCGGGUAAACGCACGUAAGCGAGAAAUAAUGAAGAGUGAGGUGGAUUACUUGUUACAGAAUGGAAUGGCAAAACCCAGCUACAGCCCAUGGAGUUCUCCGUGCAUACUAGUCCCCAAGCCAGACGGUACGUCCCGCUUGUGCACAGACUACCGAAAAAUCAACUCUGUGACUGUGCCGGAUUCGUUUCCAUUACCCCGUUUGGAGGAUUGCAUCGAUCGUAUUGGCUCCGCAGCAUACGUGAGUAAACUGGACUUGCAUAAAGGUUACUGGCAGGUGCCUUUAACCGAAAGAGCGUCUAAUAUAUCGGCUUUUGUGACACCAGACAACUUUGUGCAAUACACAGUCAUGCCAUUUGGGAUGUGUAAUGCACCCGCCACGUUCCAACGCCUAGUUAACAUCGUGUUUAAAGACAUACCGAAUUGCACAGCUUACCUUGACGACUUGGUGAUCCAUUCACGCACCUGGGCUGAACACCUUGCCACGCUGCGGUCAGUAUUCCAGCGGCUAGAGGGCGCUUCAUUGACGCUCAAUCUAGCCAAGCAAAUGUACAACCAGAACCGCCGCCUCAUGGCGUCGGCUCUGAUUGUGCAGGGGUACAACUUGGCCAUAUCACACGUAAAGGGGUCUGCAAACGUGGUUGCUGACACUCUAUCCCGGGCUUACCAGUAA
This is a messenger RNA of Gasterosteus aculeatus aculeatus (three-spined stickleback), 4511 nucleotides long. The record is from RefSeq and is a predicted model, not a curated record. NCBI's taxonomy places the organism in Eukaryota, Metazoa, Chordata, Actinopteri, Perciformes, Gasterosteidae.